UUUGUGUGUUUUUUUUAAUUUAAGGCCACGAGUCUCAAAAACUCGCGGCAGCAGACGUGGUGGUCGUGACCGUGGUCGCCAUAUUAAUAAUGAUCGGGGCCCUCAAGAAGGUUUGGGCACUCGAGAAGAAGUAGAGACUCGGGGGAUUGUGCACGCUAGGGGCAGUACACGUACUAGGGGUGGUGUGCGGAGUAGGGGUGGUGUGCGCACUAGAGGCGGUGUACAGAGAAGGGGCGGUGUACGCACUAGGGGUGGCGCAAAUACAUCGCACCCGUUUUGUCUAGAAAGGUAAAUAUAAUAUUACUUAACACAAAUAGAGGUAAAUAACUAUUACGUAGGUACUAUUACAGUCAAAAUUUAAAUCAGUAUUUAUUAAUUUAUGUUUCUCUAUUUUUAGCAUUUAUUGAGGCCCUCUUAAAGACUGGCCAAGUGGCUUGGCCAUCGAAGUUCCUUUACGGAAAAAGUAAGUAACUAUCUACAUUAUAUUUAAUUUAGAUGUUUUUUUUUUCGUAUUUUAAAUAUUCUUUGUAUUUCAGAUUUUUUAGGAGGACGACACCGAGUCCCGAACCCGCACGUUCAAGAACUCCCAUACUAGUACAGCAUGAUGAAAUACUAUCUGCAGCUGAAACAUUAGCAGCGCUGAGUUCAGCCCCGCCAUCGCCUGGUCACCAAGGAGCCAUAUCCCAUAUAUUAUCGGCAGCUGAAACAUUAGCAGUUCUGAGUUCAAAUCCGCCGUCGCCUCUUUUAGACAAAGAAGCCAGCUGGCCCUCGUUGCCCCGUGAUUUUGAGUUAGUAUAACAACUAGUACAAUUUUCUCGUGCCUACGCAGAUAAUUAUUUCUUGACUAGUUUUUGCACUUUUGCAGAUUGUUUGAUACUGCAGUUGCAUCACGAGUCGCUUCACCUGCACUUUCAUUAGUUUCAAACGCACCUUCUCCAAUAGUGUGAGUAUUUUUAUUACUUAUAUAAAUUAUUUACUUCUAUUUUCUUUAUUACUUAUUAUUUUUACAAUAUUGUGUCCCAGAAAGAUUACGUGGUUAUAUUUUGUUUUUAUUUACAGAAAUAUUGAAGUCGACACGGUUCAGACAUCUGCCCUUAGAACAGUGCGCCUUCCCAAACGCAGAGCGGAAUCUCCUUCCUAUCAGUAAGUAUCACUUCAUAAUUAAAGAAUAAUAUACCCGUGAUUCUUUUAUGUUAAUAAUAAUAAAAACUAUCUUUUCAGAUCUCCUGCAGUUUGUCGUGGCCAUCCUCGUCCAUUAAAGGACUCAGAAAUAGAAAAUGUCCUUUUCUAUGGCAAAUACCUACUUUAAUAAUCGCUCAUUUCACGUUUAGAUAAAUAGCUUUUAGUUUGUUAUAAUGAGCUGACAUUAUAUCCUUUGUCUGGCAGGAAGCGAGGAAGAUGAUAGUGAUGACGAAGAGACUGAGGAGCUGGCGCCUGUUAUUGUGCCAAGACGACGAAGAAGUCGAAAGUCCCAGUCAGGCUCAAGCAGAUCUGCGUUGGCCACCAAUCCGGCCCGUCCAACCAGCCCAGCAAGAAGCUGCGAUUCCAAUUGAAGCUCCUACUGAAACUCCGACUGAAAUCUCACUUUUUUUGCCUUCAACAGAUGGGAUACAAAUGGAGCCUAUUAAUAAAUUUGAUUUUAAAUGGAGACAGAUUCCACCACAAUUGAGGAGGGAGCAUUUUAUACAAAAUACAGGGCCAACUCGGGCAUAUGUCGAUCCAUAUGAUGCAUUUGUUGCUAUUUGGGAUCGCCCAAUUAUGGAGCAUAUUGUUAGAGAAACAAAUAAAUAUGCAGAACAGCUUUGCGAGGCAAUAAUCGUCCAAGGCAUUGCCCCGAAUAGCCGGAUUACAAAGUGGGUGGAUACCUCGGUAGAUGAGUUAUACACCUACUUUGCGAUAAUACAAGCCACCGGUAUUGUAAUAAAAUCCCGCUUGGAAGAGUAUUGGUCAACAUCAGCCAAUAUUUUUAUCACCCCUGAAUUUUCGGCCGCAAUGUCUUAUGACCGUUUUUGUCUUCUGAACAAAUGCCUACAUUUUAAUGACAAUGCUUUAUGUUCGACGGAAAGAUUAAACAACAGUGAGGCGAAAUUACAUAAGUUGCAGCCAAUAUUGCAGCAUCUUAAUGACAAAUUCACUUCACUGUACAUGCUAGGGCAAAACAUUGCACUUGAUGAAAGUUUGACGAUGUGGAAGGGUCGCUUAAAUAUUAAGCAGCACAUCCCAAACAAAGCAGCGACAGUAGGCAUCAAGACGUACGAAAUAUGUGAAUCUCAGACGGGAUUCCUGUGGCGUUUUGAGGUAGAAGCACGCCAAGUCUCCACGAGCGAAGAAAAAACAAAUCCGCUGUCAGGGAAGAUACCGACUUUGGUGCUUAGGCUUUUACGAGGAUUAGAGCACAAAGGACACACUGUCUGGAUGGACAACUUCUACAAUUCCCCUACUCUUGCAAGAGAGCUCAAAGUACAGGGGUUCGACUGCGUCGGAACUCUGAGGACUAACCGCCAAUAUGUACCUGCUGAGUUGACAAAUUUACAACUAAAAGACAUGGCCGUUGGUCAAGUUUGUGGAUGCACCUCUGGGGACGUCGAUCUAAUUGUGUGGAGGGAUAAAAACCGAAUAGCUCUUAUAUCUACUUACCAUGGCUUAACUACAGUGGAGGAUGCAGACACAAUUAAGCCUGCUUUAAUAGCUGACUACAACAUUUGCAUGGGGGGAGUCGAUAAAAAGGACCAAAUGCUUGCCAUGUACCCCAUAGAGAGAAACCGAAAUAAAAUCUGGUACAAAAAAAUUUUUAGAAGACUUUUAAACGCUAGCACAUUAAAUGCAUUUAUUUUGCUUAAGGCAUUCAAACAAUUUACUCAUAGGCAAUUUAGGCAAACAUUGGUGUUACAGUUAUUAGAACGCCAUAACACUAACAGAAGUCGCAAUCGACCUGCUUUACUAUCCCAACGGCAUGUGCAGCAACACUUUGAGCGACCCGCCGCAGGGUCUAAUGACACUAAGCGUCAUAUUCGACGCAAAUGUGUUGUUUGCUCGAAAAGAACGACAACUUUCUGUGAAGGCUGUAGUGGCAAGGCUCUUUGCGUACCUAAAUGCUUUUCUCAGUAUCAUGAAUAACUUGUGCUUAUUUAUGACAUUGUGAGAAUUUGGUAGAUAAUUGUCUGUGGUAAUACAAACACAAAAAAUGGAGUGUAUGUCUCUAUAAAAUAA
Cydia pomonella (codling moth) is the source of this 3210-nucleotide messenger RNA. Its product is annotated as piggyBac transposable element-derived protein 4-like. Bases 1399 to 3117 code for a protein of 572 amino acids. The record is from RefSeq and is a predicted model, not a curated record. NCBI's taxonomy places the organism in Eukaryota, Metazoa, Arthropoda, Insecta, Lepidoptera, Tortricidae. The transcript has 2 exons.